This is a messenger RNA of Micropterus salmoides (largemouth bass), 7152 nucleotides long. RefSeq names its product estrogen-related receptor gamma a (gene esrrga). NCBI's taxonomy places the organism in Eukaryota, Metazoa, Chordata, Actinopteri, Centrarchiformes, Centrarchidae. The record is from RefSeq and is a predicted model, not a curated record. The transcript is spliced from 8 exons. Bases 2 to 1510 code for a protein of 502 amino acids. Gene Ontology annotation, cellular component: nucleus. Gene Ontology annotation, biological process: regulation of DNA-templated transcription. Gene Ontology annotation, molecular function: nuclear steroid receptor activity; zinc ion binding; DNA-binding transcription factor activity.
AAUGAACUUAUCGAAGGGGCCAUUGGUGAACAGCAGCAGUGAAGAUAACUCCAAGUCAACUUAUAGUAAAUGCGGCGCUGGCGCCUGGAGGAUGCACCAGAGCUACGAUCCACUAGAGGCCAACCACAUGAGAGACGCACAUGCCCUCUACAACCCCAGGCUUCUCUGCAGAAUGUCCAGUAAGGAGCGCCACCUUGAGUCCAACUGUCCGUCCUCUUAUAUAAAGACUGAGCCGUCUAGUCCUGCAUCCCUGACUGACAGUCUAAACCAUCACUCCCCUGGUGGCUCCAGUGACGCCUCAGGUUCCUAUUCGUCCACAAUGAACGGCCACCCCAACGGCUUAGACUCCCCAAGCCUUUACGGCUCCAACGCCGGGCCCCUGGGACCUGCUGGCGGCCCCGGUUCAAAGCGUUAUGAGGACUGUUCAUCAACUAUUGGGGAAGAUUCACAGAUUAAGUGCGAGUACAUGUUGAAUUCGAUGCCCAAGAGGCUGUGUCUGGUCUGCGGGGACAUUGCAUCAGGGUACCACUAUGGAGUGGCAUCCUGUGAGGCCUGCAAGGCCUUCUUCAAACGCACCAUCCAAGGCAACAUUGAGUACAGCUGUCCAGCCACCAACGAGUGUGAGAUCACCAAGAGGAGACGCAAGUCGUGCCAGGCCUGCCGCUUCAUGAAGUGUCUGACUGUGGGCAUGCUGAGGGAGGGUGUUCGUCUGGACAGGGUUCGUGGUGGGAGACAGAAGUAUAAACGCCGGAUAGAUGCGGACAACAGUCCAUACCUGAACCCACAGCUGGCUUUACCUCCCAAGAAGCCAUUUGCCUUUGGCUGCCUUGCAGAUAACAAAAUCGUCUCUCACCUGCUGGUGGCCGAGCCAGAGAAGAUUUACGCCAUGCCUGACCCAACAGUACCAGACAGCGACAUCAAGGCCCUGACUACGCUGUGUGACCUGGCGGACAGAGAGCUGGUGGUCAACAUCGGCUGGGCCAAACAUAUCCCAGGUUUCUCUACGCUGUCUUUGGCAGACCAGAUGAGUCUACUGCAGAGUGCAUGGAUGGAGAUCUUGAUCCUACGUGUUGUCUACCGCUCACUGUCCUUUGAAGAUAAGUUGGUGUAUGCUGAGGACUACAUAAUGGACGAGGACCAGUCGAAGCUAGCUGGACUUCUUGACCUGAACAAUGCAAUCCUUCAGCUGGUCAAGAAAUACAAAACUAUGAAACUAGAGAAGGAGGAAUUUGUCACUCUCAAGGCUAUUGCUUUGGCUAACUCAGACUCAAUGCACAUUGAAGAUGUGGAUGCAGUGCAGAAGCUCCAAGAUGUGCUCCACGAGGCCCUGCAGGACUACGAGGCUGCCCAGCACCAGGAGGAUCCCCGCCGGGCGGGCAAGCUGCUCAUGACCCUCCCCUUGCUCCGUCAGACCUCCACCAAGGCUGUGCAGCACUUCUACAGCAUCAAGCAGGACGGCAAAGUCCCAAUGCACAAACUCUUCCUGGAGCUGCUGGAAGCCAAGGUCUGAGGACGGGGGAAUUGAUAGAAGGACAGCUAGACACCGCUCUGAACCACUUGAGCUUCAACUCAAACUCUCACUUUGAAUGACCUCUUGCUCUUUUACACACACACACUCUUACACACACGCACACACAGAAAUAUGUCCCUGAAGUAUGUCUGCUGACACAUCCCCAUAUGAAUAAGCAAGUAACCUAAACCUCUUACCUGAACCCUAAACCUCCACCGUCUUUGACAAAAGGGUGCUCACUUGACCUUUUGUUUUGGGGAAGAUGCUGAUAGACUGACAUGACCCCCCUAUUACAAAGGGAAGAUGAUAUUUCCUUUUCAAACUAUUAACAAUCACCUAACUGUUACCACAGUGGUCCGAACACUGACGAUGGCAAAACUCUUACGCAUUUAAUAACGAUUAAGGUGUUAUUAAUGACAAACGCUUAAAUGAGGACACAUUUAAAAGAAACUGAAAACUCUUCAUUUUAGUCCUGAGAGACUGUAAGACUGCACUCGUGUCUCCUUUUCCCUCCCUAUUUCCCCCAACAGAGAUUUUUUAAGUGUUCAAGAAGAAAACGAGUGGAGAAAAAAAUGAACACUAAAGAAGUAUUAAUGACAUCUGUUGACAAAUUACAUGUACUAUGAAAUUUGGAUGGAUGGACAGAAAGAAAAGAAGAGGAGAUUUGCCCUGCCAAAGAAUGGAGCUCAUCCAUUCAGAGGAUGCCAGCAAACUUUACUGUCAUAACCCAAAACUGUUUCUGGUUUGAUCUACCAGUGGUUUUCAAUGCUGGGCCUCAAGAGUACUGCUGGUUUUCUGUUAUUUAAAUUCAUUUGUGGUGAUUAUGAAAACCAGCAGGGCUCAAGAGUACAAGUACCUGGAUUGGAAAGCACUGCUGUAAACACUUUCUGGUUCUCCCUAAAUUCAGCUCCUGGUUUCCCAUGACUCCCCGACUUCAAUUACAACUUUACUAUUUGUUGCAUUUAUUGAGGAUCAGUGACCAUGGCCUCCCAAACCUGUCAGUAUUACCAUAGCAUUAGUGUUUGCACACUUGAUGUGGCUGAAAAUGCUUUCAAAUAUUCAAAGUACUUGAGAUGUGAUUGAUUGACAGAGUUUAUAAGUAAAAUUUGACUCUAAUAAGACUUGAUAUAUCAAGAAUGGUUCCUGCUUGGCCAGCUGGUAGAUGUAAGCUCAGUCCACAGUCUCCGUGACGCUACUUAUCCUGUCAAACAUUCGGCUUGUGAUUGGACAUCUGUUUGAAACAUUUCCAGCCGCUUAGUGGCCAGGUUUGUUGCUCUCCACACACAAGUCAGUAGACGUUUCAGUCUGUCAAUGUGCCAUUAUGGAUAGUCCAGCCCCGCUCAAUAACCCAAACUCCCAAAACUGCAAAGUGUCACGUCAGUACUACCCUCCUUGCGUCGUUGCAUUCACAAAUUCCAGCUCAUCUCUUGCGUCAGUACAGAGAUGUUUUUGUGAUUCAUUGAGGGAUGAUGAGGGAGCUUCAGUCACUCAACGCAAUACAAACCAGAAGGAAAGGUGUGCUGACAAAACUGACUGAAGAACAACUAUUGUUGCUUUCAAACUCCUUAUUUUAUUCUUGAUUUCUAUCUUGAAAAUAAUCUUAGCAAUGAUACCAGUAUUAGGGUUGUAAAUAACUGUCAUCCUGUAUAUGACAUAUAACACGGCUUUGUUUUUGUUAUUAAUAUUGUCUUCUUAAAACUGAAUCAAUCAAUAUGUCUUUCCUUUUUUCUAUCAGCUUGACCACUUUCAGCGAUUAUCAUAUAUAUAUAAAUAUAACAAGUAAUAAUGUAUUAACAAAUCAGCGUUUAUCUUAGAAAACUCUGAGCAAUAGUGGUUUUUAAAGGAGGGGUUUGUGCAUAUGGACUAAGUCUGCAAUAUUAACAUUAAUGUGCCAGUCUUAAAUUUGGGAGAGAGAGAGAGGAUGGGGAUUUGAGGAGAGUUUGUAGCUUCUCCUUCUCUCUGUGUAACUUGCCAUAAGCUAUUAGAUAACAGUCAAUAUUUCCUUUGUUAUAGACAAUUAGGCAGGAACCAAUAUGGACCAGAAAUGUGAGGAUGAGAUAUUAAUGUCACAUAAAAGCUGUGUGAAGAAUGGUUGUUGUGAGGGUUGAAGAUGUAACACAAGCAGCUAAAAACUAAAAGAUCCAACUUACAGUUUGCAAUUAUCACAUGAUUCUGAUGUUUGCACCAUUCUUGUGACCAGGCUCUUUUUGCUGGCACAGGAGAGAGUUCUUUGUUUAAAAUCCACUGUUUAAUCCACAGUUUUUGUGCUUGAGGUGUAUGUUUUUUCAGCCGUGUGGUCGAGUGCGGGGACCAUCAGAAUAACCUGAAUUAAUCUGGAUCUGUGCUGAGGGAAAUGGUACUAAAUGCAAAAACAAAACAUCCCCAUAAAAAAAGCACAACACUGACAGUUUCACGCUAGCUCACUCUUCCACCUCUUGUUAUCAAUUUUAAAGGAAAUGGUUGUAAUGGUAAAAAUGAACAGCGCUUCCAAUAAAAAUAAUAAAAUCUAAAUUGAUAAAAAUGUAUAACCAUUACAAGAUGUUUUUCUAAUAUUCAUGCCUUUGUUUUGUAGUUUCUGUCUACCAAUUUGUGUUGUACUUAAAAUCUACAAUGAAACCUGCAUUUUAAGUGGACAUACAGAGGUCUCAUCAAAUAGCAGUUUUGAAAAUAUACCUAAAUUAAUUAAACCCAUAACCACAAGGACUUUACGUGCUGAUUUUGUUGUAGUGACAACAUCUAAAAGUUGCCUGUUUAAUUAAAUUGGAGUGUUUCGGGGCAAGAAAUGGAAAGCUGAGCUUACAGGAACCUGUCUGACAUCUUACAGUCAAGUGAAGGAACAUUCAUUUCAUUGUUAUAGCAAAAUUGCAUACUGUACAGUUGAACGAUCACAGCUUUAACAGGUGAAGGCAGUCGAGGGAUUUUUUUAUAUCAUUGUUUAUGUAAUUUCUAAGCCCGAAUAAAAAUGCCAUAAUGUGUAAUCUAGACGGUGUAAUCUAAUAAAAAAUGGCAACUUGUCAUAGCUGAGGAGUGCUGCAGUUGAAGUGUAGCUGAUCUCUAACAUCACACGCUCUGUAUCAACAUCAGUAUUAUUAGUAAGAGGUAUUUUCUCAGCCUUCUUAAACAUUGUAUAUUGUAAAUUAUACAGAUUAUAAUUCUAACAUAAGACAUUUUAUUGGAAACAAAAUCGAGAAAAAAAAGAAGAAAAAAAAAUGUAGUUCAGCCUCGAUGUGUGUUUCAUGUUUCACUGUUUUUUUUUUUCUGUCAAGAAAAAAAAACCUGUUUCUUUGUUUGUUUUCUCUGUUUUUGUUUAAAAGUCCUUUUUCUGUUUGAUCCUUUCCUCCUCUGUUGAGUCCUCUAAAGGAGUUGCUGUGUACUUUUUCUUGUGGUGAUUCCCGUUCUUGUGCCGUGUGCUUCUUCUUUAGACAACACAGAGUAGAGUAGAGGCCAUGUUGUCUGUCUGUCGGAUCAGUCCGCUCGGGGUCUGGGUGCAGGAUUCUCUCCCAAGGAACCGGACUGGAUAUAAGGCUCUUCUUCUAGAAACUUAACUAGAAACACCAAGAUCAAAAUUACAGUAUUCAUCUUUACCAAACUAUACAUAAAUAAUUAAAAUAUUUAGUAUCUAAAUGAAGAAACACCAUACAAGUAUUUAAAAAGGGAUCAUUUGUGUAACUUUCCUAUAGAAUAAACAAUAUACUGUAUAUCUUUAGGUUUAAAUAACGAUGAAAUGAAAAGGACAUUUGAGUAAGUCAGAACUUUAGGUGACUCUUUUUUUGAUAAAUCCGCUGUACAUAACUGCCUUCCACACAGAUCGGCUCAGUCAUUAUCUUUACUGUUUCAGCAGUCAAAAAGAGAAAAUAUGAAGAUGAAAAACUCCCUCGCCUCCCCAUUGUUGUGUCCUGUUUUUCAGCUCAUUUCCUGGAAAAUAUCUUGCUUUACAAAGUAAAAAGUGAUCAGACAGGUGACAGUUAGGACUAAAGGUUUUUGUGGGUUAAUGGGAAAUGUUGAAGAAAAAGCUUGACAUGUUAAGUUUGCAAAUGCUGUUUCUCCUGCACUCAUUAUACUGUGGGACAUGUUUCUGGUUUGGCCCCAGAAUUAAGAACCACAAGGUCAAGUCUCAACGUCCUCUAAUGAAGUUGUUAUUAUACUCAUUGUACUUCUUUAUACACAUUUAUAGAUUUAUAGAUUCUGCGCUACAAAUAGCAUAAAUUCAAAGGUCUUAAACAUUAAUAUAUAAUGUUUUUAAAGAGAAAAUAUACAUACAAAUUAUUUCACAGAUGCAUAAGAGAUAUUUGUAGGUGAAGCCCCUGAUGAGUUGAAUUUCCUAUUUUGAUUGUAACUUCAAACACCGUCUCACACCGAGGAUGGUAUUUCUUGUCUGCUGUACAUGAGUCUACAAAGAACAUAUGAAAGAAAGGUGCUCUUUUCUUACUAUUGUUUCUCUUCUGUUAGUUUUUUUAUUUAUUUGUCAGUUGUCAAACCAAUGCUGUGUACUUCUGAACAAUUCAACACAAUGAAAGAUGUUACACAUCUCCCUGAGUUGAAUCGCCAUGGUUUAAAAUUGAGUUAAAUGUCAAAUUCAAGUAAUUCUCUGAAAAAGAUGGUGAGUUGGGUCCUGCCAAAAAUGCUGCCAUCUUGAUCACCGAAUAAAAGCAGGUCUGCUGCUGCUGCUGUUGUUUUUGUACUUCAGAUGGCUAAAAGAGAACAAAUCUACCAGUUAAAAUCUGGAGGGAGAUUGUGUGAUGCUUUCACAGGUUUUGACACAACUUGCUUUUUUAGUUAAAAAGCAAUAUUUUAAUGACUGUACAAUGACGAGACAAGAUUUGCACUUGUUUUUGUUGGGUUACACACCCAAAUGCUGUUGUGUAGCUAUAAAAAUUAUCCUGAAAUUAGUGUUAAAACCGUAUAAAUGACAACAAACCAAACUGGUAUUUUCUGUGAGGAGCGUUGGAAGGACUGUCUGGGUUUUUGCAGAGCCACUGAUAAAAAGAGUUUAACCUGGUUGCACUUUGGCCACCAUGUUGUUGCCCUCAUCUGGAACUCAGAUCCUUUAGCUGCGAAUACUCUGUAUAACAAUAAUUUAGCUGGGACAGAAGGUUACUUAGACAACAAUGGUUGCCCCUGAAAUCUGCUAAGGCCAAACUGUGUCUAUUUACAGCUCUACAGUGUGUAGUCAUUUAGUUGUAUUUAAUCCCCAAAUGUAACUGCCACUUGUGCUGCAGUUAACCCUGCAGUCUGAAUUUGCAAAUGUGAAGAAAAUAUUCAAGGGAGAGAGAAAGAUGACACAUUUGGAUACAAAGGAAAUUUAAUGAGCUGGAGAAGAGUUGUGUACGAGAGAAGACCCUGUAGUGUAAUUAAAACAUGUCUGUAGAUUUUAGAUGUGCUUCACAUCAGUAAAUGAAAAAAAAACAAUAAUCUGUAUAUUUUUGUGACGUGUAUCAUACAAGUGUGCUCCAACAAUAAUGUCCAUUUGUGUAAAUGUAUUUAUUUCACAUUGUAUAUAUUGUUCAAUGCAAAAAGAGAGACCUAUGAUUCUGUAACUUAAACUACUAUGGGUUGAAACAUUACAUGUGUUACUCCAGACUAUGCCUUUCAGGAUUAUUACAGUAGAGCAAUAUCAAUUAAAACCAGGCUUCCAGUUUUGA